AUGGCUCUGCAGUGGAUGUACAUUGUGACACUGCUCCUGUUGGCCCACAGUAAGUUCUCUUCUUCAAUGUUUGUAGCGCUCAGUCCCAAAUGUGCUUGUCCUCCUGCAGAAUCCACAGACGCGGCCACGCACACCCUCAAAGAAGGGCAGAAGUUAGCCAUCCAGUGUGUGCCCUCCGAGGCGGGCAGUAUGGUGGUCUGGUUCCGAGUGCUGGAGGGAUCGGGCAUGGACUUCAUCGCAUCUUUCUCCAACCAGGGCAUGAUCAAGUCCGAGGGCGCCUCGUACUCCACCACCUUUGCUGGUAAAAGCAUGGCCAACAACAUCAUGACCGUGGCUUCCUUCAGCAGAGAUCGUGACAGCGGCCUUUACAGCUGCGCCGCUCUUAAAAGCAACCGGCUGGUGUUUGGGGCCGUCACGCGACUGCUGGGAGAAAAAACAGAGGCCGCCUUAAAGCAAACUCCUGCACCCGCCGUCAAAGCCCAUGGAACCACCGCCGCCUCGCCGUGUGUUUGCCAGACGACGACAAAGAAAGACCACCUGCUUUGUAGUCCCACUAUUCUCAUUCCACUAGCGGGCAGCUGCGUGUUUCUCGUCCUAAUCAUCCUCAUACUCAUCGUCUACUGCAACCAAGUGAGAACACGCAGGUGCCCGCAUCAUUACAAGAAGAGGCCGCAGAAGAUGGCGCCUGGAAAAAAGCAACAAGCGCAGCACACUUGAUCAUCGGGUGAACUUCAUUCUACUAAUUUAUGUGAAGCAAACAAAUGUGUGUCUGCCCCACGGACAUUUUGUUUGUCAUUUUAAACAAAAGGGUUCACUAAAAAACCCCAAUCUGUAUUUCUCAGGAGUGUUCAAACAUUUCUAGUUAAAUAGAAUUGAUGUAUAUUGUUUUCAAUUUUAGUAGCAUUUCUCUCAUACAUUUCUUUUUUUUUUGCAUUUUCAUUGUGCCUUCAGUUCAGUGGAGAUUCAGUUUAUUUGGAAGAUGCAUACGAUACAAUGUAAUGCAUCACUUGUUUCAGUACAGCACGACUGAAAAGGAGUAGAAAGAAGCUGAGCUUAUUUAAUCCUACCCUUUUUCAUACUGUAGCAAUUUCAUCCCAUUUCCUUGUUCUCUGUAACAGAACAGUGAAUAAAUAAAUAAUAUACCAUAGUAAGUAAACAAAUAUUAAAUACAUAAAUAAUCUUUAUCUGAAAAAUAAAAAUAAAGGGUUGAAGAUGUUCAUCAUAAUUAUUGUUCUAUGUGAACACUUGUAGUUUCAACAGUGUCUUAAAGUGAAUUAUAUUUCAUUUCUUUGGUUAAUCCAUUCCAUCAUUUCAUUCACAAACUGAUAUACUAAAGGUUUUAAGUGUUGUACGUGCAUACAAAUGUUUUAAAUGACAUUUUCCUCUAAGGUUAUAUUUCUCCUCUUUUGUUGAGAAGAAUUGUUGUCGAUCCGGCCCGCGAAUGAAUGAUCUAUGGCCCCCAGGGGCCCCAUCAAGUCAUACAAAUGGGGUCCCACAGUAAAUUUCUGAGGUGCCACUUUUUUGUAAGCAUUUUGAAAACAAAUGAUAAACGUAUGCAUUAUCCUGUCAUAUCUCACAUUCUAUAUUGUCUUUUGGAAAAAGGUUGUCAUAAACGUUACUUCAUUCAUUCAAAAAACAAUACAAAAGAAAACCAAUUUUCCAUGCAUAUGUAAAUGUCUUCAGUUAUAAACAUUCAGUCACUUUCUUCUUUCCUUCAUGGAUCUAAACUUGACUUUUUUCUAUAUUUGUAUCGUAAUAUUUUCAGAAUGUGUUUGUUCUAUUUUUGGCCAAAGUAAAACAAAGAAAACAAUCUGAAGUUGUCUUUAUUUUGUAGUUUGAAUGCCAUGCUGGUAAUAGUCGGUGUGCACAGAUGUUCCUCCACGCGGCGCCUGAGCUAACAUGACUUUGACACCUCUGUGCUAAAGGUUUUAAGUGUUGCACGUGCAAGUUAUGGUUCUCCUCUUUUGUUGAGAAGAAUUGUUGUACAUUCUUGGCUAGCAGGUUAUAGUUUGCUUUGUACGUCAUUUUAGCUGUUUGCAAAUGCACUCAAUUGUUGAAUUUCAAUAAAUAAAGUGUUUGUAUGUUCUCUAU
Messenger RNA from Nerophis lumbriciformis (worm pipefish), 2091 nucleotides. The record is from RefSeq and is a predicted model, not a curated record. NCBI's taxonomy places the organism in Eukaryota, Metazoa, Chordata, Actinopteri, Syngnathiformes, Syngnathidae.